Molecule: messenger RNA, 2214 nt
Organism: Uncinocarpus reesii 1704
Lineage: Eukaryota; Fungi; Ascomycota; Eurotiomycetes; Onygenales; Onygenaceae
Exons: 3
Coding region: 1-2214 (737 amino acids)
Cellular component (GO): cytoplasm
Source: RefSeq, a predicted model, not a curated record
AUGAUGAGAUUCGCUGCAUAUGCGGGGAUUCUCACAAAUCUAUGCCUUCUCAUAGUCGGCUUCCUCCUAUUCGGUCUCCAAAGGCUCCUGUAUGGCCGCUUACGACCCAUCGAAACAGAACAGCUUUAUGAGAAAGCCUGGUUUGCUGUGACGGAGACAUGUCUCGCAAUGACUAUUUUUCGAGGAGAAUUGGGUGGCUGGUUUGUCGUCAUGUUUGUCUGCCUUCUCGUCGGAAAGGUUUGGGGUUGGAUUGGAGAAGGUCGAGUAGAGAUUCUCGAACAACAGCCCCCAAGUAACCCCCGCCUUUUCCACACGCGGUUGGCGAUAUCACUCCUUUUGGCUGUAUUUUUCAACACUUUUAUGCUUGAAUAUGCAGUAAAAACUGUACUCCGCCAAGCUAGACCGGAUAUGAUGGUGACGUUCGGGUUUGAGUUUGCGGUUCUUACAAUAUUAUCAACGUCGACCACGGCUCGGUACGCACUUUCUCUUGCCGAAAUCUACAUCGUCCGCCAGCAAAAGCGGGCUAGGCGAAUUGAGAGAAGAGCUGAAAUACGCGCUUCGAGAGAAGAGAUUUUGCGGACAUGUCAGGCCACCGGCGCAGAACCUCCUGUGGAUCUGCCCAACGAAGAUGAUCUUGAAGAAAUGGAGUUGGAUGUUCCAGGAUGGGAAGAAAAAGGGCGUUGCAUUUUCUACCUUGAUCUUGUUACUGAUUUUUUUAAACUCAUUGUUUACCUUUCCUUCUUCGCCAUCCUCUUCACAUUUUACGGUUUGCCAAUACAUAUACUAAGGGAUGUCGUAUUGACAAUGAGGUCAUUUACAAAACGCAUCUUGGAUUUCAUACGUUAUCGGAAUGCGACAAGGGAUAUGAACCAACGAUAUCCAGAUGCCACCGCAGACGAAAUCGCUCGAGAAGAUGUUUGCAUAAUAUGCAGAGAAGAAAUGCAACCCUGGCAGCCGCCUGGGGCUGCGAAUGAUCACCCUCCUCCAAGCCGUACUGCUGGGAGAGUGUCUGAGCGACUACGUCCCAAGAAACUGCCUUGUGGGCAUUUACUUCACUUUGCAUGUCUGCGUAGUUGGCUCGAGCGCCAGCAAAACUGUCCCACCUGUAGACGCCCGGUAACCAUAGCCGGAAGAGGCCAUGGCCAUGAAAGUGAGAAUGCAGCCGCAAGGGCCAAUCAGCGUCACGGUGAGAAUGGCCUCGAUCCGGGUGGAAGGCCCAGGGCGUGGGUGGUUAAUCUUGGUCCACUUCGUGUUGGGUUUGGUGCUGGACGAGGAGAUCAGUUUCAAGACAUGGCUCAGCAACUAAAUGCUGCUCAAACGCCUGCUAACCGAGGGACUCGUCCAAAUCUGCCAGAGACAAACCGGCAACCCGCAGCCCCCAAUCCCGGUUUCGCACAUCCUACUCCGCUGAGCUCAGGGUUCACUAGCGCCACCAUCCAGAACCAAAUCUUUCAUCUUGAACAGCAGAUCAACCAGGAAAUCAAUUCGCUUUUCGCAGCCUCUGAUCAGCUCCAGGUUGUGAGGUUACUCCAAGCCGAGCUGGCUCGGCUUCGCUCUAUCAGUUCAAAUCGCUCAACUGGUCUUUCAGUCCCUCACAAUCCUAUCCUUUCAGGCCCAUCAAACCCGAACCCACUUGAUUUCCAACAACACCUUGCGCCCAACACACAUCCUGUCAACCCGAGCUCUGUGGAGAACCCCUUGCCCGAGGGUGUCAGAUUGCCCCCUGGGUGGACGUUGCUUCCCUUGCAAACCGCCCACUCUCAAACCCAAGGUUUGAACUCGCCAUUUAACAAUCUUUCUUCCCCCCACCAACCUACAACUUCGAUACCAGCUUCUUCAAGUUCACAACUAUCCUCAGGCUUGCCACAAGUAAUUUUUGAUGGUGGGCCUUUACAUCCAACUGGCAGCUCCCUGACAAGUCAUUUUGGCCGGGAGGGACAGACCAGUUUCAAUAAUGGAAUCGCGAAGAACACAAUACGACCUCCGGAUCAAGACUUGCGGAGCCAAUCAGCAUCUCCGCCACUAGAUUGGACUGAAAUCAAACAGGACAGGAAUAUCGACAACACCACCAUGUUAGAAUCACAGAAUACCUUUCCCAAAAGCUCACCGCAACGAUCUCCUAGUGAUGCUGACGACUCCUUAUCCUCGGCCCCCGAUCCGGAAGCUAUUAAAGGAAAAUCAAGGGCUGCUACAGUGGAAGAUUUGGAAGAAUAA